Messenger RNA from Scheffersomyces stipitis CBS 6054, 3061 nucleotides. RefSeq lists its product as uncharacterized. The transcript has a single exon. Lineage: Eukaryota; Fungi; Ascomycota; Pichiomycetes; Serinales; Debaryomycetaceae. The record is from RefSeq and is a predicted model, not a curated record. Bases 270 to 2948 code for a protein of 892 amino acids.
CAGUUCAGAAUAGUUGGUUGAAAUAUCCAGAACUUCGUGAAACAGACACAAUUUUUGGAGUUUACCCACCUUCGUUUGAACCCUCGAAAAAGUAGAAACUCACGACGUUUCCCCAGUCUUUUUUGGUUGCUCUAUCUCGAUUUUGAUAGAGUAAAUUUUUCAUAAAAACUCCAUCCCAUCAUCAACUUUCAACAACUCAUCUUCAUUCACAGUAUUUAACUCAAUUUCGUGACUUUCGUUCAGUAUCACAUCUCAAUAAGAAUACCAGUAUGCGGAAGUAUUUUUCCAUGGUGAAUGAACGAGUGGUCAAAACGGCCUUUUUGCUGGUGUUGCUCAUCAACGUCUUGUACUUUGUUAGGGUGUAUUCUUCUGAAGAAAUCCAGCUCACACGUGCUGCUCUUGCUCAUGCUGCUUCUACAGUCUUUUCCACUGACGACCAGAUCGAGUUCCCCAAGGACGUUCCGUUGGAACAGAUUACAGAUUCCAAGCAGAGAGUCUCGUAUCUUUUGCACGAAGUAGACGAGAACAAAGAUGGCAAUUACUGGUUGGCCCAUACGAACGUGAAACACUCGAGUUUGAAAAUCAAGCCCAGCGACUUUUUGCCAUCUGAUUCUCCUAAUUGGCUGAAUCGCCCCGAGCUUUUCUUUGAUCCCAGGUUCACCCUUUCAAUCUACUUAGAUGAGUUAAAGCACCAGUUGUUGAGUAGAAACCCCAAAAAUGAGAAGUCUCUCGACUCUGUGAUCCUGAUGCCAUUUGCAUGGUCGGACUGGGUCGAUUUGACAAUGCUUAACGAAGAGUUGUCGAAACCUGUUGAUGAACGCAGAGACUGUGAAUGGCUUCAAUCUCAAGUAAAUAAGCCUACAAAGAGACCAUUUUUCUGUGUAAACCUUAAGGAUGCCACGGAUGAAGAAAUCGAAGAAACAGGCAUUUCCAAAGAGAGCUUACCUGGUUUCUUGGUAAAGACUUCGCCCAUGAACAAAGCUCCUCAUAAACAGGUUAUGAUGCAAGGAAAGGCACACUUGUAUGCCUAUCAACAGAACCCAUUCACCAUUAUUUUCUUAACCAAAAGUGGUACAUAUGAGGCCCAAAUUAGGGACAAUCGUAAGAGACUUGUACACACGGACAUGUUCGAAAACUAUUUGAGCAGAAGAGGAAUCAAUCCAAAUCAUUUGGAAGACUACGGCAAUGAAAUUGUAUUGAAUCCCCAUGAUGAAUUCUCAAGUUUGUUGACCACUGUUGCUCCUAGACCUUUGAACUGGGAUGACGAUAUUCACAAGAUGAAUGCCAUCACACAGCAAACGGAAGUCAAUGCUUCUCGUGAAUUGCAUUUGAAUCCCGAAUCGUUCAACUACAAGCACGAGGCUGUGCUCAAGCAGUUGCACGAUUACCAGUAUCGUUUAGACAAGCUUGAAGAAGCAUUUUCCAACGAGUUACGUUACAGCCCUGAAGUUUUCAACGAGUUUUCGCUUGAUCGUCAUGAGUUCAACCACUACUCUGGUCUUAAAACUGCAUCGGAAACUCCAAUUCAAGAGGAGCCAACAUACUAUAAGUUAGCUACUUUGCUCAAGAAGAACGGUAAUGUAGAUGCCGGCUGGCACUAUGAAUGGAGAUUCUUCAACGGUGCCUUAAGAUUUAUCAAAGACGAUACUUGGACCAUGAACCAGUUGGAAAUCAGAGAACAAAUCAUCUUAGAUAGAUUGUUGCGUAACUGGUUCAGAUUUGCAGAACAAAAGGGCAUCAUCUCGUGGAUAGCCCACGGACCUCUCUUAUCAUGGUAUUGGGACGGUCUCAUGUUCCCAUUCGACAUCGACAUCGAUAUUCAGAUGCCUUCAGCUGAAUUGAACAGAUUAUCCAAGCUCUAUAACAUGACGCUUGUAGUCGAAGACAUCGAUGAGGGCUAUGGUAAAUACUUGAUAGACUGUUCUACCUUCAUUCACCACCGUGACAUGGCAUACAAGGAUAACCACAUCGAUGCUCGUUUUAUAGAUGUUGACACGGGUACUUAUAUCGACAUCACUGGUGUGGGUAAGAACAACGAGAACCCUCCUCCGGAGUACGACAGCUAUAUCAGAAGCAAGAAUGCUAAAGGAGAAUCUGUAGAGUUGUACAUGGACAGAAGAAAGCACUGGUUGAACUUUGAGAAGAUCAGCCCCCUCAGAUACACACUGAUCAGUGGGGUUCCAGUGUAUAUUCCAAAUGAUGUGAUGUCCAUGCUCAACACUGAGUAUUCCCAUGGUACUUCGGCUUUCCACUUUGAUGGCUACUACUAUGUUCCAUGUCUUAGAUUAUGGAUUCAACAAGACAGAGUAGCCAAGAUCUUCAACGAAAAUGACUUCAAGGUCGGCGACAAAAUCGACAGAGACAAGCUUCUUAACUUGGUGGUAAAUAUGAACGAUAAUGACAAAGCCAGACUACUUGAAAGCGACGAAGAGUUACUCAUGGAGUAUUACUUGACUCAUAAGCACACUGGCUUGCACCAAUUAGAGAAGAAGUUUCUCUUGGAUGCUGGUUUGCAGCAUUCCAUUAUAGAUUUACACGAUAACUAUGAUUACCAUAUGUUGACGUCCAACUUUAAGAUGGGCAAGCCGUUGAGAAAGUCUUUGUUUGAUUUCGAGUACUUUGAGAGAUUUGAACACGAUGAGUACGAACCAGCAAAGGGAGAUGAGCCUCCUAAAAAAAUCAUUAAGCCAAAGGUCAAAUCACAGAGUUUGGCUGCUGGUAAGUUGGAGCCUAUAAAGGUUGUUCCUAAGCCAGAUCCUAUAGCUGAACUCUUUAAGGAUCAAAAGCCGGCAACUCCAAAGGAACCCGAACAACCAAAGGUAGCUGAACAACCAAAGGUAGCUGAACAACCAAAGGAACAACCAAAGGAGCAAUCAAAGGAACAGCCAAAGGGUAAUGAAGAACAAAAGGUACCGCCUAAAGAAGAAAAUAAAGAACAACAGGUAUAAUGAGUCCAUACACCUGCUAAUAAUCAAGGUCAAUUAGAACAUUUCGCAUUUACGUCAUUUUGCUAUUCGUAGCAUCCAUGUUUCACUGUAUAUUAGAAUAAACGUUAGAAUAU